ACUUCAGUCACGCGUCCGUCAGUGAGCGCGCAACAGGUCUUUCUCAGUGUCAAACUCAGAUCUGUCCCUUACAUAAUCUGUUCUUCAUCCGUCUCUGCAAGGUUAAGGAUUUUAAAGAGCACAACUGUGUCGUAUUAUCGUGAUGAGGAGUUAAGGAACUUCUGAAUUUUGGUUUCAUGUCUGGAUGGUUACUGUCGGACGAUGGCAAAGACAUCUCAUGUGCUUUCUCUCGUCGAAGUCCUCUUUACCAUCAACUUGGUUAUAGCGAUAGAGCUCAGGUUUGUUCCUGAUCCUCCAACCUUAAACAUCACUGAGAAGACUCUCAAAAUCAAUGCUUCAGAAACACUGGAGAUCACAUGCAGGGGACGUCAGAUCCUGGAGUGGUCUACACCUUACAACCGAACCCGCUCUGAAACCCGGCUCAGCACAACAGACUGCAGUGGCAAUGGACUGUUCUGUAGCACUUUAAUGCUCUCAAAAGCAGUAGCCAAUGAGACUGGACUAUAUCGCUGCUUCUAUAAAAACCUGCCUGUAGAGGAUGGAAAGACUUCUGUAUCUGUGUAUGUCUUCAUACAAGAUUACCGUACACCAUUUGUCCGAAUUGCUCAAGAUUAUGAUGUGGUGUUCAUCCGUGAGGGAGAACAGGUGGUCAUUCCCUGCCUGGUAUCUGUGGAGAAUCUAGAUGUCACACUGUACACAAAGUAUCCAGUAAAAGAGCUGGCCACUGAUGGGAAAGAGGUUAUCUGGGAUAGCAAGAGGGGUUUCAUCCUGCCUAGUCAUGUGGUGAGCUAUGCUGGGGUGGUCUACUGCCAAACCACUAUACGAAAUGAGACCUAUCAUUCAUCACCCUACAUUGUGGCUGUCGUAGGAUACAAGAUCUAUGACCUCAUCCUGAGUCCAGCUCAUGAGAGGCUAACGGUAGGGGAGAGGCUAAUGCUAAACUGCACCGCUCACACCGAACUCAAUGUGGGAAUCGACUUUCAGUGGACCUUCCCUCAUGAGAAGAGAGGCGUCAACAGCUCAAUGCCUAGGACACGCUAUGAGACCAGGUCCUACAAGAAGAAGCUGUGGAACUCCUUAGAACUGUCCAAUACUCUCAUUGUAGAAAAUGUAACUGUAAAUGACACAGGAGAGUACAUCUGCACAGCCUCUAGUGGUCAGAUGCAGAAGAUUGCCCGAGCAGCCCUCAUCGUCUAUGAGAAACCAUUUAUAGCGCUCAAUGAUCAGAUGUUGCAGACUGUAGAGGCAACUGCUGGCCAGGAAGAGGCAAAAAUCCUUGUUAAAUAUUAUGCUUAUCCAGAGCCCUCUGUCAGAUGGUUUAAGAAUGAUCAGCCGAUAGUGUGGAAGGAUGAGUACAGAAUGAAGCCCAGCAGGGGGUCUCUUACGAUAUAUGGGGUUACAGAGAAGGAUACUGGGAAUUACACUGUUGUCAUGACAAAUAAGAUUACCAAGGAGGAGCAGAGAAGAACAUUUCAGCUGUUGGUUAAUGUUCACCCUAAGAUCUUUGAGAAGGAAGUGCCGUUGGAUCGAGAUGUCCACAUGUACGGCAGUAGCCCUACACUCAGAUGCACAGCUAGCGGAGGAUCCAGCCCUGUCACAAUACAGUGGCAGUGGAUGCCCAGAGAGGACUGCCCAAACAGAUUUCAACCUAAGUCGGACCAAAGUGUGGUUAAGUGUGACAAGUGGAGGGAGAUAUCAAACACCACUGGGAAAAACCCCAUCGUCAGCCCCACAUCUGUCAUUGAACGCUCUCUUAAGACCAUCAGCACACUGAAGAUCCAGAAAGCAGUUGAUCAUGCUCUCUACAGGUGCAUUGCUUCCAAUAAGAUGGGAAUAGAAGAGCGGGUCAUUGUGUUUCAAGUAGCUCGUUUCCUCAACCUAAGCGUCCUCCCCUCCAGCAAUCCUAUUGAGGGAGAGGAUGUGGUAAUGCGCUGUGUAGCCGAUCGACUGCUGUACUCUAACUUGCAUUGGUAUCGGGUAACCAACAUAGCCAACCCUGAUGCCUCUCCAGCAGCCGUGCCCUGUGACACCCUUACCCUGUCGCCUCUCCACCGGACCAGUGUCACCAUAUCAGGCCUGCAGGGCACCAAUGCAACACUGGAGCUGCCCAUACCCAAUGCCACAUUGAUGGACCAAGGCCUGUAUGCUUGCCAAGUGGAGAACGUGGGCAAUAGUGAGAGAACCUGCUUACUUCACAACCUCCGUCUCAGAGCUCUUGAGAUGUCAAGAAUUGUGACCAAUCUGACUGACCAGAGAGUGAAUGUGAGCGAAUCUACUACUCUAGUGUGUGAAGUGUCCGGCACACCAACCCCUACUGUAGUUUGGACUAAAGACAACCAGACCGUCAUGGAGGGAUCAGGUGUGAUUCUGAAACAGUCAAAUCGCGUCUUAACCAUCCAACGGGUGAAAAAAGAGGACAGUGGUCUUUACAUAUGUACUGCAUGUAACCAGCAAGGCUGUGACUCUCGCGUGGCUCGUAUCACUGUAGAUGGUGCAGAAGAAAAGAUGAAUGUGGAAUUGAUCAUGCCUAUUGGUGCCGUGGUCAUCGCCAUGUUCCUCUGGCUCCUCAUCGUCUUCGUCAUCCGUAAUAGGAAGCGGCAGCCUAAUGAAGGAGAUCUGAAAACUGGCUACCUGUCAAUGAUUCUGGACUCAGAUGAUUUGCCAAUGGAUGAGCACUGUGAGAGACUGACCUAUGAUGCAAACAAGUGGGAAUUCCCACGUGACAGACUGAAGCUAGGAGAGCCGCUGGGCAGAGGGGCGUUUGGUCAAGUUGUGGAGGCGACCGCAUAUGGUAUUGAGAAGGCCACCACCUGUACUACAGUAGCAGUGAAGAUGCUCAAGGAGGGCGCUACCACCAGUGAGUACCGCGCUCUGAUGUCUGAACUGAAGAUCCUCAUCCAUAUUGGUCACCAUCUAAAUGUGGUCAACCUUCUAGGAGCCUGCACCAAACCAGGAGGACCCUUGAUGGUGAUUGUUGAGUACUGUAAACAUGGUAACCUCUCCAGCUAUUUAAAAAGCAAGCGAGGAGAGUACAGUCCCUACAAGAAACGAAUGCCACGGAUGUCGUGCAUGAGGGAGGUGCAGCAGGAUGAGGAUUUGCACGAGGGGGAUCUGGGUCUGGGAACCAGCACUCGGCUGGACAUCUGCACUGGUACUGCCAUGUGCUCCAGGACAGGGGAACAGACCUCCACGACCCAGCUGCAGGACGAAGAAGAGAGUUCAGACUGGGAUCACCUGACGAUGGAGGAUCUCAUUAGCUAUAGUUUCCAAGUGGCCAAAGGCAUGGAGUUCCUAGCCUCUCGAAAGUGUAUCCACCGGGACUUGGCAGCCAGAAACAUCCUUCUCUCCGAAAACAGCGUGGUGAAGAUAUGUGACUUUGGGCUGGCCAGAGACGUAUAUAAAGACCCUGAUUACGUGCGCAAAGGAGAUGCUCGUCUUCCUCUCAAGUGGAUGGCUCCUGAGACCAUUUUUGACCGCGUGUACACCACACAGAGUGAUGUUUGGUCAUUUGGUGUGCUGCUCUGGGAGAUCUUCUCACUUGGUGCGUCUCCAUACCCAGGUGUGUGCAUCGAUGAGUCUUUCUGCAGGAGACUAAAGGAGGGAACCAGAAUGAGAGCUCCAGACUAUGCCACACCUGAGAUAUACCAGACCAUGCUGGACUGCUGGCUUGAUCGCCCUAAAGACAGGCCAACCUUUACUCAGCUAGUCGAGCAUCUGGGCAAUCUGCUACAAGCUAGCGCUCAACAGGAUGGAAAGGACUACAUCCCUCUGACAAACGGAGAGAUCGAAGAGGAAUCAGGAGCUCCUCACCUCAGUGUGACGUCGAAAAUAGCUUUCUAUGCAGGCAACAAAGAGGCCCAGCUCCACUAUGACAAUGCUCCACCUCUAGGGUUCCCACAGCAGAUCGACAGCUGCGGUGUGCCAGUAAGUGUGACGACUUUUGUGGACAUUCCCCUGGAGCACACUGCUGUAAUGAAUGGUCACAUGGACUGUGGCGUGGGCUUGUCACGUGAGCAAAUGAAAGCUUUGGAUCGGCAAGCGCAAAGACCACUUAAUUUCAGCCCACUACUGCGAUGCAAGAGUAAGGAGUCUUUAGCAUCUGAAUCCUCCAAUCAGACCAGCGGCUAUCAGUCCGGCUACCACUCUGAUGAUGCAGAAGCCCCCAUAUACGCCAACGAGGAGAUGAUCCUGAAGAGAGACAUUCGGAUGAAACCUCCACUGCCCAAGAGAAAUGACAAGUUCAGCGCAGAGGUCCGUUAUAGUGUGCCUCCAGUUUAACAUCUGUAGUGCUUCAAACAGUCUUGCUCUUUCUGUUAUUCAGAACUUUAAUGUAGUAGUAGUAAUUAACAUUUCAGUUUCAUUAUUUAAGACCCGUUCACUCCAAGGACGAUAACCAUAAAGAUAACCAUAAAGAUAUAGUUCUAAAAAUCGUUCUCCACAUUAAAGAAUAGCAGAGUUCACACCACAGCUUUAACGAUAAAGGCACAGAGUAACCAUAUCAUUGGAAUAACUUUAAGAACCUUUUUUUUUUCAUGGAUGCUAAUAUCAUUAUCUUUAUAGUUAUCGUUCUUGGUGUGAGCGGGGCUUUACUCAUCCUCAAGUUAUUACAAACCUGUGAGUUUAUUUUUUCUGCUGAACACAAAAAAAGAUAUUCUGAAGAAUGUUGGUAGCCAAAAGUUCACUGUGGCCAUCGACGUCCAUAGUAUGGAAGAAAAAAAUACUAUGGAAGUCAAUGGGUGCCAGCAGUUUGCUUACCAACAUUCAAAAUAUCCCUCUUUUGUGUUCAGCAGAAGAAAGAAACUCAUACUUGAGGGAGAGUAAAUGAGGAAACUGAAAUGUUCAUUUUUCAACUAUAUUUAAUGUAAUAGUUUAAAUUUGGACAUCAUUUCCUCACCCUCACAUCUUUUUAAGUCCUUUUUUGACUUUCUUUCUUAUGUUUAAAACAAAAUUUUUUAAAAAAUAUUUAUAAAACAAUUUCCAAGCUGCUCUUUAUGAGCUUUAUGAUGCUCCAUUUUUUUUUAGCUUGUCAGCCCUUGGUCUCCAUCCACUUACAUUGUCUGGUACAUUACAACUUUUUUGUUCUUUAGAAAGUCAUACAGGUUUAACAGAACAUGGAGUUGCAUAAAUGACUAAUUUUUUCAUUCAUGCUCAUUCGACAGAACAGCUUAAGGGCAAUUUCCUAUCUAAAAUGAGUAGCAACCUUCUUACCUUUCAUCCCACAUUAGGCUUUUCACAUACCACAUGACUCUAUCACCCUAAAACUACAAAAUGUUAAAUUGGCGGUUGAGCUUCGACUGAGAUGCACCAUUAUCGCCUCUUGCAUAAUUGUAUGCGUAAAGGAACCACUGACUCAUUUGAACGGUUAACUGUUUCUUUUUAUCAUACUCGCUUUUUGAAAUAAAUGUAAUAUAUUGUUUUGGACCAGACUGUUUUGGAGCAGAUAAGAUAUAUGUUUUAGUUUUAUUCUUCUAAAUGUAAGGGGAGUUUUGAGAGUGAGAAAGCCUUAGCCAUAUACAAUCAUGUUUACACAGACUAGCGGAGCAAGAGUGGUCUCUCAGUGUGUCCACGCCACUUCCUGUGCAAAGACCUGCCCUCUUCCUACCGCACAGGAAAUAGCAACUGGAAUGUCAGACAAUUGAGUGUGAGAAUGUUUUCCAUUUUGUUGUCUUCAUCUUUUGCAUUGUCUUUAAACGUAUCGUGACCAGACUUGCUCUCCCCCAAGCAGCAAACAGUCUGUCUGAAUUUGGUUUUCUCAGCUUUGUUUCUCGGUUGGCCUUUUGAUUGUACAGUUUAUAAUGAGGGCCUUCUUUGUCUUUGUAAGAAAAAUGUCAGUAUUUUGCCAUUAUGAUUAUAUUAUUUAGUUACACGUCUAUUAAUGUAAUUAGUUUUUUUUUUUAAAUAAACACUCUUGACAGUCAAAAACAA
Messenger RNA from Carassius gibelio (silver crucian carp), 5925 nucleotides. It is a transcript of the gene kdr, whose product is annotated as kinase insert domain receptor (a type III receptor tyrosine kinase). The record is from RefSeq and is a predicted model, not a curated record. The transcript is spliced from 30 exons. Gene Ontology annotation, cellular component: signaling receptor complex. NCBI's taxonomy places the organism in Eukaryota, Metazoa, Chordata, Actinopteri, Cypriniformes, Cyprinidae. The coding region runs from base 202 to 4278 and encodes 1358 amino acids. Gene Ontology annotation, biological process: multicellular organism development; positive regulation of kinase activity; angiogenesis. Gene Ontology annotation, molecular function: transmembrane receptor protein tyrosine kinase activity; ATP binding.